ACCGCCACUUCCAGUUGUUGCAUCAGGCGCAGUGAUGGCGGCUUCCCUGUACAGCCAGUUGCUUAGCGCUGGUGAUGUGGAGAGCAGGGCGCAGGUUCUGAACCAAUACCUUGCCACUCGCAGUUACAUCAGCGGAUUCACCUUCUCCCACGCUGAUGUGGAGGUGUUCCGGUGCCUUGCACACCCACCCCCCGAUCACUGCUACCACCUGCUGCGCUGGUACAGGCACAUCACAGCUAUUUGGGAUAGCGCCCAAGAUAAUGCCAAGACCUGUACACUCCACCCAUCCAAAGGCAAGAGAAUUCAGCCACCGUGGGCCCCACCAGCGGCAACAGACCAACCCACCUUACGUCUGUACAACAGUCUGACUCGCAGCAAGGAAAUCUUUCAGCCUCAGAAUGGGAAACAGGUGCUAUGGUACUGCUGCGGGCCCACCGUAUAUGAUGCUUCUCACAUGGGACACGCCAGGUCUUACAUCUCCUUUGACAUUCUGAGGCGGAUCCUAAUGAACUACUUCAAUUACGACGUCUUUUACUGCAUGAACAUCACCGAUGUGGACGACAAGAUCAUCAAGCGAGCCCGGCACAACCACCUGUUUGAGGAAUACAAGGGCCGGAGCCCGGCUGCAGCCCAGUUGGUGCAGGAUGUCACUGCUGCUUUGAAGCCUUUCUCCGAGAAGUUGUCUGAAACCACAGACCCGGACAAAAAGCAGAUGCUGGAACGGACUCACAGAUCGGUGAUGUCCGCACUCACAUCCCUGCAGCAGCCGCUUCCCGGAGAGGAGAUCACCAGGCAGACCGAGUUGUUGCAGGUGUUGCUGGACCAGGCAAAGGACGUGCUGUGUGAUUGGCUGGAUGACCAGUACGGGAGUCAGCUAACUAAGAACUCCAUCUUUUCCACACUGCCCCAGCACUGGGAGGCUGAUUACCAUCAGGACAUGGAUGCUCUUAAUGUUUUGCCGCCGGAUGUUUUGACCCGAGUCAGUGAGUACAUGCCCGAGAUUGUGCAGUUUGUUGCCAAGGUGAUGGACAACGGUUAUGGGUACGUCUCCAAUGGUUCUGUUUACUUUGAUACAGUCAAAUUUAGUAAUAGUGAGAAGCAUUCAUACGCCAAGCUGGUACCUGAGGCUGUGGGAGACCAGAAGGCUCUACACGAAGGGGAAGGGGAUUUGAGCAUUUCUGCUGAUCGACUGAGUGAGAAGAAAUCAUCAAAUGACUUUGCGCUCUGGAAGGCCUCGAAGCCUGGAGAACCGUCCUGGGACUCGCCCUGGGGCAAGGGUCGCCCUGGUUGGCACAUCGAAUGCUCAGCAAUGGCUGGUGCCAUCCUGGGAGAAUCCAUGGACAUCCACGGGGGAGGCUUUGACCUGCGCUUCCCCCAUCAUGACAAUGAGUUGGCACAGUCUGAGGCAUACUUUGAUAACGACCACUGGGUGCGGUACUUUCUGCACACCGGUCACCUCACCAUCGCGGGCUGCAAGAUGUCCAAAUCCUUAAAAAACUUCAUCACCAUCAAAGAUGCACUGAGCAAGCACACAGCCCGCCAGCUUCGCUUGGCAUUCCUCAUGCACUCCUGGAAGGACACACUGGACUAUUCCAGCAACACCAUGGAGUCAGCCAUUCAGUAUGAGAGGUUCUUAAAUGAGUUCUUCCUGAAUGUGAAAGAUAUCCUCCGGACACCAACCAGCAUCACCGGGCGGUUUGAGAAGUGGCAACAACAUGAGCUGGCCGUCAACAAAGGGUUUGGGGAGAGGAAGCGAGCGGUGCAUGCGGCACUGUGUGACAAUGUGGACACCCGCACGGUGCUGGAGGAGCUCCGGGGCCUCAUCACUCAGUGCAACACCUACAUUGCGCUGGAGAAGAGCAGCAAACGCCUGCCCAACCGCCUGCUGCUCAACCGCAUCGCAACCUACAUCACACACAUGUUCAAGGUCUUUGGAGCAAUAGAGGGCGAGGAGCCCAUUGGAUUCCCAGUUGGAAGUGCCAGCCAUAGUGUGAACCUUGAAACCACAGUCAUGCCAUACCUGAAGGCCAUGUCAGAUUUCCGGGAGAGCGUGCGCCACAUCGCCCGUGAGAGGAGAGUCAGUGAGGUGCUGCGGGUGUGUGAUUCUCUCAGAGACGACGUGCUCCCAGAACUUGGUGUGAGACUCGAGGAUCACGAAGGGCUGCCCACUGUGGUGAAGUUGGUUGACAGAGAGACUCUGCUUAAGGAACGAGAGGAGAAGAAAAAGAUUGAAGAGGAGAAGAGGAGGAAAAAGGAGGAGGCGUUGCAGAAAAAACAACAGCAGGAGGAAGCGAGGCUUGCCAGGAUGAAAAUCCCCCCCAGUGAGAUGUUCCGAUUGGAGAAGGACAAAUAUUCCAAAUUUGAUGAGAAUGGGUUCCCCACUCACGACAUUGAGGGAAAGGAGCUGAGCAAAGGGCAGAGCAAGAAGCUGAGGAAAGCAUAUGAGGCGCAGGAGAAGCUGUACAGCGAGUACGUCCACACCCUGCAGAGCGAGAGCUGAGGUCAGGCAGCGCUUGCCAGCCGUCUGACCGGAGACUGGGGGGCAGCAAAGUGGAGUGUGUGAGUGAGUGAGUGUGAACAUACCAAUUAGUGUAAAUGUGAGAGCGAGUGAGUAAAUCCAUUGACCAUUGACUGUAACCUCUUGAUUGGGGAGGCAAACCAUGAAUGAAAAUUCCAAUGAAGGAGGGCUUUCCCUGCCCCUGGUGUCCAGCUGAGGGCUGUGGGCAGGGUCUGGUCUCCAGCUCACACACAGACAUUUGGCUUUUGAUGUAUUUGUCAAUCUGAUUGUGACAAACACUGCAACUGCAAUAAUGAAUAAAUGAAGCUUUGAACUUUGAUGAAUAGGAA
Messenger RNA from Callorhinchus milii (elephant shark), 2847 nucleotides. It is a transcript of the gene cars1, whose product is annotated as cysteinyl-tRNA synthetase 1. The record is from RefSeq and is a predicted model, not a curated record. The transcript has 23 exons. Lineage: Eukaryota; Metazoa; Chordata; Chondrichthyes; Chimaeriformes; Callorhinchidae. Gene Ontology annotation, biological process: cysteinyl-tRNA aminoacylation. Gene Ontology annotation, molecular function: ATP binding; cysteine-tRNA ligase activity. Gene Ontology annotation, cellular component: cytoplasm. Bases 35 to 2500 code for a protein of 821 amino acids.